UUCGUCGGAUUCGCCACCGUCGACAAGAAUCCAUACUCAACACGUGGAUUAGACAAGUUUUGGGAACUUCUAGCUGAACUCAAUGAGAGAAGGAAGAAGGUUUAUUCCAAGUCGUUCGACUCGCGUAUUCCAACAAUGAUGAUUUCGUCCCCAUCGUCAUUAUGAUUGAUUUUGGUGUUCUUGACGGUGUUUGGUAGAUCGGUGGCGACACUUUGUACGUGUGUUUUGUGGUAUGUAAUUCUAGUGAUGAGUGAUACCUCUUUUUCUUCUUCUUCAAGUUCAAAGCCAAUAAGAAAAACUGUGAGGAAUACAAAUAAAAAGGAAUAUGUGAGAGGGUUGAGUGAAAAGAAGAUGGUGGUGAUGAAUGAGGGUUUAAAUUCUCCAUCAAAGUACAAUGGUUUACCGAAACAAGGCACGGUAGCAGCAUCGUCACGAUGUUACUCUUUGCGUUUUGGGAUAUUAGGUGUCGCUCUUGAGGGUUAUAGUGCGAUAGAAAUGCUUCAUUAUGGUAUAAUAUGGGACAUGAUUGUCUCAAGAUUUUCUGUUGAUCAUGAGCCGUAUAAUCAAAUUGAUGCCUACAGGAAAGCCGAUAUCGAUAUGUUCUCAGAAUAUGAUAAGUUUCGAGAUAGUUAUGGCAGCAUUGAAAAUUAUGGUGAUCGAGGAUAUGAUAAACCUGCCAGGUUUAGAGGACAUGACCGUGAUGAUUAUGCAUAUGAUGACUAUGGCUACAAGUCCCAGAGUCUCUUGCCACUCCCAAGUGACAUUAAGGAUAAGAAGAAGAAGGAAAAUGAAUCACAAAUGAGUCAAACAACAAAGAAAGAGAAUCGGGAACGAACAUUCAAGUGA
Molecule: messenger RNA, 846 nt
Organism: Arachis ipaensis
Lineage: Eukaryota; Viridiplantae; Streptophyta; Magnoliopsida; Fabales; Fabaceae
Source: RefSeq, a predicted model, not a curated record